AUGAACCUUUCUCCUACACCGCGUCGCUACAAUUCCAGAGGCUACGACAUACCGAGGGCCCAAGAUGAGCUUUUCCAUCCCUACAACAAAGAACCACCCAUGAUGCCCUCAGAUCGAAUUGUUCCGGAGGAAUACCGCGUCAACUCGCAGAUGAUCAACAAGCUUAUCAAACAGAACAAAGACCUAACAUUGCAGCUGGACCGAAAGCAGGACGAGAUCGACCGACUCAACGUGCUGGUAGGGUCUCUGAGGGGCAAGCUUAUCAAAUACACAGAGCUCAACAAGAAACUACACACGCAAGCGCAAUCUCAAUCGCAACCGCAAGUGCAAUCACCGGACUUCCCGCCCGUCGAAGCGCUGCAGAUUAAAAAGACUCGAGGAUCCCCGGAAGAGGCUUCUCACUCUUCGGCAGCCUUUCGCGAGUCCCAGGUCGAAACACGCAUCGGCGAUAUAUAUUCAAAACUUGAGGCUCUGACUACGCUGAUGACAAAUUCAGUGGGUGCGACUUCCGGCACGGUGCCGACGACACAGCACCCCUCGCGUCCCGCGUCAAAUUCGCCAGCGGCGCCAGAGUCCGUGCUGCGCAGAGCAGUCCACGGGGCCUCCGAAGACGACAUUUUAACACAGGAGAGCGCAGAACUGAAGUCGUUGGAAACACAGAUCGACUUUCUCAAACGUAAGCUUCUAAUCAAGCGCGAAAACGAACUGCGCAAGCUGUCCCUCAACAAGGAAUUGUUGGAUCUCAUGGAUAAACUAGACAUAUCUAAGUCCACUAUUCCGUCACAUCAUUCGCCGCCCACGGUGGAUGACCCCAACAAUACACCACCGCAUUGUGACCAGUGUCACCAGUCCUCUUCUUCGUCGCAAGCGACUGCCAAUGGGAAACUGCCGAGUCAUUCAACAAGCCAAAACCAUUCGCGCCAUCCACCAUAUAUGUCUAUGUCCCAAGCUCUAGAAACUCCCACGCCCGCUCGACGGAACCCAAACAAGGCGAACGACACUCUCUGGUGA
This is a messenger RNA of Lachancea dasiensis, 1011 nucleotides long. The record is from the annotation of a GenBank genome assembly. Lineage: Eukaryota; Fungi; Ascomycota; Saccharomycetes; Saccharomycetales; Saccharomycetaceae.